This is a messenger RNA of Oldenlandia corymbosa var. corymbosa, 3450 nucleotides long. Lineage: Eukaryota; Viridiplantae; Streptophyta; Magnoliopsida; Gentianales; Rubiaceae. The record is from the annotation of a GenBank genome assembly.
AUUACGAGUACCCUUUCAGAUUCGAAUACGAUGACGUUUGCUCGUCUUACGUUCUUAAAAAAACCAAAAACGAUGAUCUGAGAAAAGCUCCAUUCUCAAAUCCUCAAAAAAGUUCUGAGAUCAUUAAUGUCUGCAGAAAGAAUGGCGACCAAUCACGCAAUCCCGAAUCAUUGAUCCUCGAUUUUGCCUCCAUAUUCUAAUCACACGCACUCACACAGUGGGAAAAGUGUAGAAAAAAAUUUAGAAAUGGAAAUGCAUUACCCUAACACUCUCACCAGGCAGCAACACCAACAGACGGUUCACCGGCCAUACAGCCACGGCGGCGGCGGCGGCGGUGGAGGUGGAGGUGGAGGCCCAAGCCCUAUGGUUGAAGUUCCGAAACAGCCAUCGCAUUCGCCGUCAAAUGUCAACCGGAGUACCGACGGGGAGCUUCGGGCCGCGGCUGCGCUUGACUGUAACCUUAAUUCUCUCUGUGAUCAUAUCCAGCUGGAAGGUUUCAACAAUGGUGCCUUUUCAGACGUCGUUGUUCACGCCAUGGGUUCCACUUACCACCUCCAUCGGAUUAUUUUAUCCCGUAGCUCUUAUUUCAGGAACAUGCUUCAGGGUCCCUGGAAAGAAGCCAAUGCACCUGUGUUGACUUUGCAUGUGGAUGAUAAUAAUGUAAAUGGGGAGGCUAUUGCAAUUUCUUUAGCUUAUCUGUACGGACAUUAUCCAAAGCUUAAUGAUAAUAAUGCUUUUCGAGUUCUUGCUGCAGCAUCAUUUCUUGACCUUCAGGAUUUGUGCGCGAUCUGCACGGAUUACAUAAUAUCUGAACUUUGGAUUUCAAACUUCUUGGCUUAUCAGGUAUUUGCAGAGAGCCAAGAUUAUGGAAUACAUGGAGAACGAGUUAGAAAUGCUUGUUGGGGCUACCUUUGUCAAAGUGGAUCUAUGGAACUUAAAGAGGUGCUUCCUAAACUUUCUUCUCAAACAUUGCAUGCUUUGUUGACCUCUGAUGAGCUGUGGGUGCCCAGUGAAGAAAAGAGGUUUGAACUGGCAUUGCACACUCUUCUUGCAAAAGUUUCUAUCUGUGAGGCAGAAAAUCAAGAAUCAGAAAGUUCUGGGGCUGAGGCGGCAAAUGUUAGUUACUCUGAGGAUCCAAAAGGAAGUGAUAAUAACUUGAUUGAUGGUUCCCCAGAAAAAUUGGAUGUUGAAUUAGGGCAAUUAAGUUUGAAAGACGAACUCGAUAGCCAUACUACUGCUCACAAUAUUUUGGUUGAACUUGCUGAUCGUGUUGUUGAUUCUCAAUCUGAGGGUGCAAGCUGCAAACAGCAGGUUCAACAAACAGCAUGUGCUCAACCACCCAUGGAGUUGGGGUACCAUAGCAGUAUUAGAAGAUCAUCAUCAAAUAAUGGAUUUGCAUACACGGGUGGCAUGGAGUCCUCAUGUUCUUAUCUUGAAGUGCCAGUUGGUGCUCGUCCAUAUGGACUUAAUGGAAAUAACAUGGCUAUGGAAGGACCAUCUGAAGAAGAUUCAUGUUAUCUACUGAAUAACAACAGUUGGCUUCCUGGAGAUGAAAAACACUGCAUAUCGGUGAGCUCAUCUUGUAAUAAUGCCAUGCCUAGUGAAUGGGAAAGGAAUAGUAUGCCGCCUCUAGCAUGGGGUGGUAGGACUGUUGGAAGAAGAGAGGUUAAAACUUGCUUUUCCGGGCAUAAUGGGGUGAACACGGAAGAUUACGACGCUUUUGUAAAUAUAUUUGAAGGAGGCUCUCUCUUGUACAGCAACAUGUCUUUUGAAGCUCUUCUAAAUGUUAGAAAGCAGCUUGAAGAGAUGGGAUUCCCGUGCAGAGCUGUGAAUGAUGGUCUUUGGCUCCAGAUGCUACUGAGUCAGAGGGUGCAAGAUGUUGGUGCAGAGACAUGCCGCAAUUGCUGCCUUAUGAGUUUUGCAUGUGCCUGUAGGCCGCCAUUUGGAUAUUCUCGUGGUGCUUCAACAACUGGAUAUUACAUGCCAGAGUAUGAUCAUAGUGAUCCCUCCAAUAAUGUUGGAAAUGUCUUUGUGACUGAUUCUGUUCAAGGAGAAGGAAAUGGACUAUUUAGACCUGUGCGUCUACAUGUUCGUGGACCUAAUGAUGGGCUUGCUGGUCUCGGACGAGGAACAACAUUUGUACCUGCAGCUGCAUGGCCACCAACACGAUUUGUUUUUUCUCGUGUACCAUUUGGAGUAGGUAGCCGUAACUCUCAGCAGUCUAUUGGUAAUGAUGAUCCUGAGGGUAGAGCUGAUCACAAUGGAGACCUUGCUGGCGAUGGAUUGACAGCUUUAGUUGGGCUAAGCCAAGGAGGGAAUAGUGCUGGUAAUGUUCAUGGGGAGCAAUAUAACACAGAUAUGCAGAGCAGAAUGGUAGAUUCCUCUGUUGCUGGGCCCAGUAAUAGGGGUAUUCACAUGCAAAUUCUUGAUUCCUCUGAGCAUCCCAUUGGAAUUCAAUGGGAAAACACAAGCAAUUGUAUAUCUUUGGAUAUGAAAACACCUCUAAGUCACUUCCCUCCCUUUCGCUUUGCGGUUGAAUUUCAGGAUGUGCACAGGCUGAAUGAUGGCCAAGUGAAGCACUCUCCUGAAGUCUUUUAUGCCGGUUCCUUGUGGAAGGUUAGUGUUCAGGCUUUUAGCGAUGAAGACCCUCAAGGACGCAGGACCCUUGGUACAUUUCCCUCAACUUUUAAGAUGGAACCUUUUGAUUGCUAUAUUUCCCAGUUAACAUCUUUAGUUCUGUUGCUUCAGGACUUUUCCUUCAUCGACGGAAGGCUGAGCUCAGUAGCACAGUCAGAAAGGUCCAUAUGUAUAUUGAUACUCGCGAAAAGGUCACUGCAAGAUAUCAGGUAAAGUUUGCUGAAUACUUUUAUGUCUAAUAGCCAGCAAUCCCAGGUAUCAGCAUUCCUAAAUCUGAAGAGUUUCACCUUUCUGGUCUGUUUUAUGUUGACAUGUGAUGAACCAGCUGAUAUGUCCAUCAAAGAGAGAAGUCAUGGUGUUUGGAAGCUUCAAACAAACAGGAACACUUUUACCAAAAGCUCCAAAAGGAUGGGGUUGGCGGACAGCACUGUUGUUCGAUGAGCUUGGUGACCUCCUUCAGAAUGGAGCACUGCGAGUAGCUGCUGUUGUACAGCUUAUUUAAGGCAGAAAGGUGAGACCUUUAAUGAAGAAUCCAUCAUUCCUGAGGAUCAUAGAUGGAACUGUAGUAUUAUACAUCUAUACUUCAUACGUGAUGUUGAAUCUAUUAGCUGUAAGAUAAUUAAUAAAAGGUCACAUCAGACUGUAGUAUUAAGAUACUUAAUGCGUGAAGUCAGUAGAUGGGCCUUUAGGCUUUUACUUAGGUAUAUGUACCACAGUAUCUUUUCUUGUAGAAUGAAACAAAAAUACAUUUUGCCUGAUACUCUCAUUGAGAUUGAUUGAAUAUAUCUUUAGAGUUCCAUUGCAAUCAAGAGC